AUGGAUGUUGAAUUUCUUUUAAACUACCCUCAAAAGGAUAUUAUUUCAGAUUUGUUGACAGACGAAGAAAUAAUUGAGAGUGUCAUGGGAAAAGGAGAAAGUGAUGAUAUGGAAGUGGAAGAUGAAAGUAUAGGUACAGUGCCAUCUUCCCGUAAAGAAGCUAUCAAAGCUGCAAAGAUAUUGAAUAGGGGUGAUGUUGUGGAAAUAGAUACUUGGCUUGGUGGUGCACCUGUAACAGGUUUCGCUAACCAUUGGCUUCUUCGUAACGCCAAUACCGGUGAAACUCUGGCUAAAGCUAAUAGUGUGUCGAUUAUGAUGAAUAAAAAAACAAGAAAAUUGUCCAAAAUGCCAGAGGAAGUAAGAGAUUAA
Papaver somniferum (opium poppy) is the source of this 369-nucleotide messenger RNA. RefSeq names its product palmitoyl-acyl carrier protein thioesterase, chloroplastic-like. Gene Ontology annotation, biological process: fatty acid biosynthetic process. Bases 1 to 369 code for a protein of 122 amino acids. The record is from RefSeq and is a predicted model, not a curated record. Lineage: Eukaryota; Viridiplantae; Streptophyta; Magnoliopsida; Ranunculales; Papaveraceae. The transcript is spliced from 3 exons. Gene Ontology annotation, molecular function: acyl carrier activity; fatty acyl-[ACP] hydrolase activity.